Messenger RNA from Moesziomyces antarcticus, 2349 nucleotides. RefSeq names its product iron uptake cluster protein. The coding region runs from base 1 to 2349 and encodes 782 amino acids. Lineage: Eukaryota; Fungi; Basidiomycota; Ustilaginomycetes; Ustilaginales; Ustilaginaceae. Gene Ontology annotation, cellular component: cytoplasm. The record is from RefSeq and is a predicted model, not a curated record. Gene Ontology annotation, molecular function: flavin adenine dinucleotide binding; electron-transferring-flavoprotein dehydrogenase activity. The transcript has a single exon.
AUGGCACAGCCUAUCCGUCUCAAGAAGCCCGCUGCUGCCGUCGCGGCCCCCCUCAACUCUGCUGCAUCCUCUAGCAGCGCUUCCAUCUCUGGACCAUCCAGCCAUGCCUCCGAAUCUCACACCCAGAACGUUGUCGUACUAGGCGGCUCGUACGGAGGCAUGCACGCAGCCACCGUCCUGGCCCAAAAGCUCCCUCCCUCCCACCGUGUCAUCCUCAUCGAGCGCAACUCCCACUUCAACCAUCUCUACGUCUUCCCGCGCUUCUCCGUCCUCCCAGGUCACGAACACAAGGCCUUCAUUCCCUACUCGAGCAUCUUCAAGGACGCUCCCGCUCGCCCGCAGGCCCAUAUCAAACGCGGCCGCUCCAGCACCCCAAGCUCGUCCAAGCACAACACAGCCCCUGUCACAUCGACUUCGCGUCCCAACAACAACACGCGCAACGCACUCGAGAUGGGCUCCACCUCCUCGGCCGAGACCAAGCCAGGUCCAUCCAGGAAGACCGCAGCCGGCUUGGCCUCUACGCCCAGCUCCAUGCCCAACGUCCCCGAGAAUGCACAGGUCGACGGCGCCACCUCGCCCGCAAGCGACGACUUCCUCGACUCGGCUCGCGCAGACUCGCCCAUCUCCUCUCGCGCACGCUCCCAGGACAGUCGCCACUCGUCCCAAUUCUCGGUCUCGACCGACUCGAGCGCCGCAGACUCCGACUCAAACAGCUCCUCCUACGACGUCACAAGCACCGCCGCCUCCUCCUACAUCGAGACCGACAUCAAGGUCGCAGGCCCUUCGGGCUUCGCAUCCGAGCUCUCCAACAACGCCGCAAAGGCACGUCAGGAGGAACAGCUCGGCAGGCCCGAGAUUCAGGUCACCGAGCUCACCGACGCCGUCGAGCAUGGCCUCGAUCUCGACGGUACCAACGAUGCCGAAAGCGACGACGACGUAGCACAGGGCUUCGAGAACUCGGCUCCGCACAUCGUGCUCCAGGCUACUGUCACCGACAUCUCGCCCACCCACGUCACCGUCACUCCCACCGCCUCCUCCUCCGCACAUCACCUCUCGCAGUUCGCCAAAAAGAAGUCGCUCUGGUCCAUCGACAGCGUGCAGAUCCCCUACUCGCAUCUCGUCUACGCGCUCGGCAGCCACCUUCCGGACCCGCUGCGCACCGAAGCGCGCUUCAAGGCAGACGGCACCCACUGGAUGCGCGAAAUCCAGCAGCGCGUCAAGGCUUCCGACGAGAUCGUCCUCGUCGGUGGCGGCGCGCUCGGCGUCCAGUUUGCCACCGACAUCGCAUCCGUGCAUCCAGGCAAAAAGGUGACCCUCAUCCACUCACGCAAGCAGCUCCUGCCCAACUUUGACGAUCGCGUUCACGACAUCGCCUACCACCGCCUAAAGCAGCUUGGCGUCAACGUUGUUCUGGGCGAGCGUCUUGCGCUCACCGAGGGAUGCCCAAGAGGCUCGACGGUGCAGGCCUCGGCAGCCAGUGUGGGCACGGCUGCUGCUGCACCUGUGUCGCAAAAGCCCGAGGUGUGUGUCGCUGGCGACGCAAAGGGCGAGGGCGUGCAGGCGCAUGCCGAGGGCAUGUGCAUCGGCAGCGGACGCAAGCUCGUCCGCACCACGGGCGGCAAGUCGUUCGAGUGCGAUCUUCUGCUGCUCUGCACGGGUCAGCAGCCCAACUCGUCGCUCAUGGCAAAGCUUAGCCCCAGCUCCGUGGAUCCGGGCAGCAGGCUCGUGCGUGUGCACCGUACGCUCCAAGUCGCCGUGCCCGACCCGCGCGACGCGGCACAGCAGCCCUUCGACGCCAAGCCGCCGUGUGGCGACUGCGACUGCUUCCUCGACAAGAAGGCGCACGGUGCCGAGCUGGCCAGCGACGAACAGGGGCAUCUUGAACACCACCUUGGCGGUCACGUCUCUGGCAGGCUGCCCAACGUCUAUGCGAUUGGUGAUGUUGCCGAUGCGUUUGGCGCGCUCAACGCAGGAUACCAGGCGUGGAACAUGGCCGAUGUCGCAACGGACAACAUCCUGCGCGAUAUCAACGCGAAGAACGGCACGUCGGGCGACGCGCAGAUGGUCGACUUCCAGCCCGCGGUCAACAUGCUCAAGCUCAGCCUGGGGCUGGGCAAGAUGGUCUUCCAAGGCUCCGUCAUGGCCGAUGAUACGCCCGCGGAGCAGAUCAACCCGAGCGAUACGGGCGAUCUGGACGACUUGCCCUCCAACAACAUGGACAGGCUCGAUGUGAAUGGUCGCAUCCCAGGCAGGCCUGAGAUCACCAUCAAGCACGACCCCAACGACCUCGGCGUCGAAGGCGUCUGGGCGUUCAUGGCCAACGCAGACCCUUCGGAUAUGCACAAGUAA